AUGAGCUCCUUCCGCCAGAACUGCGAAAUAACCGAGGUGAAGGAUGAAAAACCUCCGAUUCCAAGAAAGGUGCCCAGAAAAGCUCUGGAGGAUGAUAUAAACAAGCUUUUCGAGUCGGUCAAUAUUAGGUUAACCAAGAGCUUUGACCUCUCGGAUUCGAAUCGAAACCCUUCUAAGAAGCCGAUGAGGGGCAACAAUGGCAUGAACUCGCCGGGAAUCGGGUUUUCCGAGGCUGUCUCGCUAAAACAGGCGCUUAGAGGCCUCUGCAUAUCUCAGGCGGCUGAGAUGGCUGCCUUAAAGCGUUCGUCCAUGCCGUCAUCUCCGAGAAUCUCGGAAGCUGGAAAAAUCGGUAAUUUUUAUAAAUUAGGUGAAAAUGGUGAACCGGGAUGUUCCCCACUUGCAGGCCGGGAAAGGAAAAUCGGGAUUUCUAUAGGUGUGCAAGAAAGUAGGUUGAAUUCAAAUUCGAAUUCCCCACGCAUGGUGAAAUCAGCUACCCAAAGCUACAAUGCUUCUCCUCGUUUGGAAGUGGAAAAGAAUUUGGAAAAAGUUGAAAAUAAUUGUAGAGAAUCGAGUGGUCCGCUGGCUGAAUGUUGUACUAGUGUUCAAAAAGCUAAUACAAAGAGUGAAGAGUCGCCGCCUAUUGUGAAUAAAGAGAUUGUAAACGAGCCGGAGAUUGAUGUAAAUGUAGUGGGAAAAAAUGGUUUAGGGAAAAAAGAUAAUAGUUUUUCCUAUCAAGAAAAGAAAAUUCUUAGUUUGAGUAAGAAACCUUCAAUUUCUUCGAAAUCGAGACAAAAAUCGCAGUCUUCAUCAUCCAGCGUGGCGAAAUUCAAGAAAGACUCGAAGAGUGCUGGUGGGAGCUCGACACGUUCAGUCAAACCAAUAAUCAUAACCAAGAGUCUUGUCAUAAAGAAGCCGAAGAAGGCCAAUCUGAAAGCAACUCACCGGGUAAAUAGUGCUAAUGAAGAAGAAAAUUCUGGAGCUUUGAUCUGCCACAGGUGUCAGUGUGCGUUGAGCCACAUGGAUGAUGAAGAUUCACAAAUUACAAAUAAUCCAAAAAAAGUAGCUGAAAAAAGGGAAAUCUCAAAGAGCUCGAAAAGCAGCGCGUGCGAUUUUUUCAGCACAAGUACCACCACUAGCAAUCUGAGUGACGAUAGCAAUCUGAGUGGGCCGGCGUGUGGUAAUAAUAGGCCCCACAUGUCGAGGGAUAUGAGGUGGGGAGCAAUAAACCGUGUGAGGAAAGAGAAAGGAUUUCUGAAUCUGAGCCAUUUUAAUUUGUUAAAGAAACUUGGUUCGGGGGAUAUUGGGACGGUUUAUCUUGCUGAGCUGGCGGGGACUGGCUGCCCGUUCGCGAUAAAGGUGAUGGAUAACGAGUUCCUUGCGAGAAGGAAAAAAAUGCCGAGGGCACAAACCGAGAGGGAGAUUCUUGGAAUGCUGGACCACCCGUUUUUACCGACCCUUUAUGCUCAGUUCACAUCGGAUAAUUUGUCGUGUCUCGUUAUGGAGUUCUGUCCAGGUGGCGAUUUGCACGUGCUUCGCCAGAAGCAGCCCGGGCGGUGUUUCACUGAAGAUGCUGCAAGAUUCUACAUGGCCGAAGUUCUCGUGGCACUUGAGUACCUCCACAUGCUCGGGAUCGUUUACCGUGACCUCAAGCCCGAAAACAUCCUCGUCCGUGAAGACGGCCACAUAAUGUUGACCGACUUUGACCUUUCCUUACGCUGCCCUGUCACCCCAACUCUUGUCCCUUCCUCCUCCCCGCCUCCCGACCCUCACAGGCCCUCGGGCCAAUGCGCGGGCUCCAGCUGCAUCGACCCAUUCUGCUCCGGGCCCGCUUGCCGGCUCGUGGCCGAGCCAACCGGGGCCCGAUCAAACUCGUUCGUCGGGACCCACGAGUACUUGGCUCCGGAAAUUAUCAAAGGGGAAGGGCACGGGAGCGCGGUCGAUUGGUGGACGCUCGGGAUUUUCUUGUACGAGCUUCUGUACGGGAAGACGCCGUUCAAGGGCGUGGAUAACGAGGAGACUUUGACGAAUGUUGUGGUUCGGGAGCUCGGUUUUCCAGAGGGCCCGCAGAUCGUGGGGUUUAGGGCGAGGGAUUUGAUCCGACGGCUGCUGGUGAAGGAGCCGGAGGGGAGGUUAGGGUCAGUGUCGGGUUCGGGUGAGAUCAAGAGGCACGCGUUCUUCGAGGGGAUUAAUUGGGCGCUCGUAAGGUGCGGGGCUCCGCCGCGGGUCCCGGAGGCUUACGAUUCGGAGGGGUCGUUUGGCGGCGGUGGGGACCACGCAGGGUUCGAGGAGUUUUGA
Molecule: messenger RNA, 2295 nt
Organism: Striga hermonthica
Lineage: Eukaryota; Viridiplantae; Streptophyta; Magnoliopsida; Lamiales; Orobanchaceae
Source: the annotation of a GenBank genome assembly